Messenger RNA from Diplodia corticola, 1671 nucleotides. Its product is annotated as cytochrome p450. The coding region runs from base 1 to 1671 and encodes 556 amino acids. Lineage: Eukaryota; Fungi; Ascomycota; Dothideomycetes; Botryosphaeriales; Botryosphaeriaceae. Gene Ontology annotation, molecular function: iron ion binding; oxidoreductase activity, acting on paired donors, with incorporation or reduction of molecular oxygen; monooxygenase activity. The record is from RefSeq and is a predicted model, not a curated record. The transcript is spliced from 3 exons.
AUGGCCACAGACGUCCCUGUCCCCGUCUUGCUCGUUCUGCUCGCCGCCCCAGAGGCUUUUCUCUUGAAAUACCUGGUUGCGGAACCGAACAUCACCACCGCCAUCCCAGUCCUGCUUGCUUUCAACUGUUCCGUCUGGAUUUUCUGGUUGGUCAUCGUGUAUCCCGUCUUCUUCAGCCCUUUGCGCCAUCUCCCAGAGCCCAAGAGCGGAUAUCCCCACUACGCGCGCUGGCUGGUUCUUACCGACAAGUUCGUCGCAACAGAGUACCUCAGGUGGAUCAAAGAGGUUCCCAACAACGGUCUCAUCAGAUACCGCGGCCUCUUCAACGCCGAGACUCUUAUUCCAACCGACCCGCAGGCGUACGCCGACAUCCUGGUGCACAGCCCCUACGACUUCGCCAAGCCGGAAAAGCUGCGAACCUUCCUCCGUCGCUUUAUAGGUGAUGGCCUGAUCAACACCGAGGGAGAAGAGCACAAGUUCCAGCGUAAAGUCAUUACGCCGUCCUUCAGCUUUCGCCAGAUAAAGGAGCUCUAUCCCACCUUCUGGUCAAAGUCCGUCGAGCUCACCCAAAGGAUUGCCGCCGAACUUCCCGACUGUCCGGAAUAUGACGCUAAGACUGGCGAGGGUAUCGUCGAUAUCAGCCACUGGUCCACGAAAGUUACCCUCGACAUCAUCGGUCUCGCGGGUUUGGGCCGAGCCUUCAAUUCGUUGCACAACCACGACGACCCGCUAGUGGCGCUUUACGAUGAGAUCCUGGAGCCGACGACGGAAAAGAGGAUCCUCUGCCUCUUGUAUCUGUACUUCCCGGACCGGCUGCUCCGCCUCGUGCCCUGGGAAGCCAACCGUCGUCUAAACCUCAACACCGAACGACUGAGGGAGGCGAGUCUGAAGCUGAUGCAAGAGAAGAAGCAAAAAUUCACGCCCGACGGCGAAGAGCAAAACGACAUCCUAUCAGGCCUGCUCCGCACCAACAUGUUCAACGAAAAAACCCUCAUCGACCAGCUCCUCACCAUCCUGGCCGCCGGCCACGAAUCCACCGCCACAACCUUCACCUGGGCCUGCUACCUCCUCGCACUCCACCCAACCGAGCAAUCGCGCCUACGCGCCGAGCUCCGCGCCGCCGACCUACCGCCAACAUUGUCCGCCAGCCCCUCGACGACGACGACGACGACGACGACGCUCGACGCGACGCUCGAAGCACUACCGUACCUCAACGCCGUAUGCAACGAAGUCUCACGGCUGUACCCGGCCGUCCCCAUCGUGGCGCGGACGGCGGUGCGCGACACGCAAGUCGCCGGCACGCACGUACCCGCCGGCACGAUGCUGAACCUGGUGCCGUGGGCGGUCAACCGCAACCCGGCGCUGUGGGGCGCCGACGCGGGCGACUUCGUGCCGGAGCGGUGGCUGGAGCAGACGGACGACGGCCGGCUGCGGGCGAACAACCAUGGCGGGGCCGCGGGCGGGAACUACGCCCAGAUGACGUUUUUUCAUGGGCCGAGGAGCUGCGUGGGGCAGAGGUUUUCCAUGGCCGAGUUGAGGUGUUUGGUUGCGGCGUUUACUGGGCGGUUCGAGUGGGUGUUGGGGAUGCCUGAGGAGGACGUCGUGCCGGGUGGGUUCGUGACGGUGAAGCCGAAGGGGGGGAUGAGGCUGAAGGUCAAGAUGGCGGCGUAG